AAAAGGGUGGGUGGGAUGGGUGUUGAUUACUACAAAGUAUUAGGUGUGGAUCGAAACGCUAGUGAUGAUGAUCUGAAAAAAGCUUAUCGUAAACUCGCUAUGAAGUGGCAUCCUGAUAAAAACCCUAAUAAUAAAAAAGACGCUGAAUCCAAAUUCAAAACCAUCUCUGAAGCCUAUGAUGUUUUGAGUGAUCAGCAAAAGAGAGCGAUAUACGAUCAAUACGGUGAGGAGGGUUUGAAAGGGCAGGUGCCCCCUCCCGGUCAUGGCGGGUUUUCUGGAAUGCACCAUGAUGGUGGUUCGUCGUCGUUUAGGUUUAAUCCUAGGAACCCGGAAGAUAUAUUUUCCGAGUUCUUUGGAUUUUCUAGUCCUUUUGGUGGGAUGGGAGGGGCACACGGAGGAGGUGGCCCGUUUCAGAGGAGUAUGUUUGGUGAAGAUAUUCUUUCUCAUCUUAGAGGUGGGGCUGGUAACGGUGUUGGUGAAGGAUCCCCUAGUAUGCCUCCUAGGAAAGGUGCAAUGAUUGAACGUACAUUGCCCUGUAGCCUGGAGGAUUUGUUUAAGGGGACUACUAAGAAGAUGAAAAUUUCAAGAGAUGUUACUGAUGGUACAGGGAGACCAACCACAGUGGAAGAAAUUCUUGCCAUAGAGAUCAAACCAGGUUGGAAAAAGGGCACCAAAAUAACUUUCCCUGAAAAGGGAAACCAGCAGCGAGGUGUAAUUCCCUCUGAUCUUGUGUUCAUAAUUGAUGAGAAACCGCAUGCUGUCUUCAAGAGAGAUGGUAACGACCUUGUUGUUACCCAAAAGAUAUCUCUAGCUGAAGCUCUUACUGGCUACACUGCACAAAUCUCGACCCUUGAUGGACGGAGCUUAACCAUUCCUAUCAACAGUGUGAUUAGUCCUACAUAUGAAGAAGUAGUAAAAGGAGAAGGCAUGCCUAUACCGAAAGAACCAACAAAAAAAGGGAACUUAAGGGUCAAAUUUGAUAUUAAGUUCCCUGCAAGAUUGACAUCUGACCAGAAAAAGGGUAUCAAGCAGCUGUUGACAUCAUGAGGUUGUGUCACAAGGCCGGUGAACUUCUAUAGUGGUGUCUUUAAAAUUUCUUGUUUUAGAUGUUAAAACCGAUGCUUUCAAAUUAUUAUUAGAUAUUUAUUUGUCAAAGGAAUCUUGUGACUUCUGGUCAUCAAGUUGGUUGGCUAGAUUUUGGUCUAUUUUGUGUCAUAUCUGCAUUACUCCUAUGAAUUGAAAUCUUAAGUUGUGAA
Molecule: messenger RNA, 1256 nt
Organism: Erigeron canadensis
Lineage: Eukaryota; Viridiplantae; Streptophyta; Magnoliopsida; Asterales; Asteraceae
Product: dnaJ homolog subfamily B member 13-like
Exons: 3
Coding region: 16-1047 (343 amino acids)
Cellular component (GO): cytosol
Molecular function (GO): protein-folding chaperone binding
Source: RefSeq, a predicted model, not a curated record